Anoplopoma fimbria (sablefish) is the source of this 486-nucleotide messenger RNA. RefSeq names its product myoD family inhibitor domain-containing protein 2-like. The record is from RefSeq and is a predicted model, not a curated record. The transcript has 2 exons. Lineage: Eukaryota; Metazoa; Chordata; Actinopteri; Perciformes; Anoplopomatidae. The coding region runs from base 1 to 486 and encodes 161 amino acids.
AUGGACAAUCCACCUAGAAAGAUGUCGGGCAAGCUGGUCAGUGGAGUAUGCAGACUGAGCACCAUAACAGAGCAAGAAGCGGACAAGCUGGACACCGAUCCCAGUUCCCAUGAUCCCCUGGGUGGCAGUGAAUGGGGUGGAUCCAGCUCCAUGUGUUCUGACAAGUUUAAGAGCAGCAGCAGUGUUUUUUCCACUGAUGAUUCAUACCAGCCCGGCAGUGGAGAUGAAUGUGCAGCAGUUCUACUUGCCUGUCUGCAUUGUCGUUUCCACGAAUUUAUGGUUCUGCUGCUGGAUACAUGUGAGAAGGCUUUAAAUAGCUGUUUUCCCUCGUACAAAUACAUCACAGCGGCCGCUGACAGAGACCAGCAAGGAAAAGACUGCUGCAAUUCAAAGCUGGAGCUGGACUUUAACUGCUGUGGCUCCUGUCAGGACGCAGGAGAACUUAUAGAGCUGGCCAUGGAGAUAUCAGAGGUCUGCUAUCGCUGA